UCAAGUUGAUUGUGGUAGUGAGGGACCCCGUUACUCGGGCUAUAUCUGACUACACACAGGUGGCCAGCAAGAAGAUGGAUUCGCGUAGCUUCGAGGAAAUGGUGUUUGUUGAUAACACCAGCCGUAUUGUCGACACUCAGUGGAGUCCUGUCCGUAUAGGAGUCUAUGCUAAACACCUGAAACAUUGGCUUCAGUAUUUCCCUCUGGAACAAAUGCACUUCGUGAGUGGUGAACGUCUUAUUGAAAACCCUGCUGAUGAGAUGUUAAAAGUGCAACAGUUUUUGGGACUCAGACCUGUUAUAAACCACAAACAUUUUUACCUGAAAUCCAGGAAAGGAUUCCCUUGUAUCCUCAAACCUAACAGACAAAAAGGUAGCCACCCUCACUGCUUAGGUGAAACUAAAGGGCGUAUUCACCCCAUGAUUGAUCCUUCAGUGAUACGGAGGCUUAGGGAUUUUUAUAAGCCCUUCAAUAUAAAGUUUUAUCGCAUGGUUAAUCAAGAU
Octopus bimaculoides (California two-spot octopus) is the source of this 503-nucleotide messenger RNA. RefSeq names its product heparan sulfate glucosamine 3-O-sulfotransferase 3B1. NCBI's taxonomy places the organism in Eukaryota, Metazoa, Mollusca, Cephalopoda, Octopoda, Octopodidae. The record is from RefSeq and is a predicted model, not a curated record.